UGAAUCCUUUGCGACGUCAAUGAAUCCAAUGAAUCCAACCCCAUGUCGGGAGCUUCUGGUCCGGCAGCUUUCCAAGGCUGUGUGAGACUGGACUGAGGGUACCUAGUACGCAGUCAGUUAGCAAACGGAGCAGCGAUGAGCUAUGCGUUUAGGACCUGUUCGAGGUUGACACCCUCAACUGUGAGGCAGUUGGCUAGUCGUCGUUACGUUACUACUCGCACCUGUCCCAUAAUACAAAAAGCGAAUACAUUGUCGGCUUCGUAUCGAUGUUUUACAACGACACCCUGUGCUAGAGAAGACUUAAUUGGCAACGAGACCGCUAGAGAAAUCGACCACAAAGAUCAAGACGCACACCAAAAAGAAGUCCGAGCCGGUUUUGAAGAUGCUACGAAGCAACAAAUCAAACGCCCCUGGCAAAGGGAGGGCGCAGAUCAGCCUCCCGUCAACAACGAUUCAAGACUCAUGAACAAGACUAUGACCAAGGGCAAACUCCUAACAACGCCCACCCGACUCCUAAAACUAAUCUUACCCCUACCUGUUGACGCGACACACGACGAGCAAGGAAACAAGGGAGAAUUCCGGUCCCUCGCGCAGAACGAGGAAAUCCAGCCCCUCGCCCUCCUCAUGCACCCCCAACAACCCCUCUCCUACCUCGAGCGGCUAAUCCAAGCCGAGCUCCCGCCCAUCCGGGACAGCGACGGGCGCGAGAAGAUGCCGAGCGUGUACUUCUUGGCCGAGGACUCGGAGAAGGACAAGCAGGGGCAGGAGACGGGCGACAACAAGGACAAGCCGAACGUGGCGUCGUACUCGGGGCUGGGUCGCGAGGGGGCCGACACCCCCGCGGAGCACAAGGAAUGGGUGCGGUGGAGCAGCAGCACGGAGAUCGGGGACUUCAUCCGGGACGCGGCGCGCGGCCGCGAGUUCGCGAUCGAGAUCGUCGGCCACAGCGCCGAGAUGCGCGUCGGCGUGCCCUCCUUCAACGACCGCACCCACUACAUGCGCGUGCGGCUGCGGCGCAUGUCGCGGCGCAUCGACGAGCUGGCCAAGCUCAAGCACGAGUGCGACAUGCUCGCGCACCGGGGCGCGCACCGCAUCGCCAAGGCCGGCUUCGUCGCCCUCUCCGGCUGGUGGGCCGCCGUCUACGUCCUCACCUUCCACACCGACGCCGGCUGGGACCUCAUGGAGCCCGUCACCUACCUCGCCGGCCUCACCAUGAUCAUGGGCGGGUACCUGUGGUUCCUGUUUAUCAGCCGGGACCUCAGCUACCAGGCCGCGCUCAACAUCACCGUCUCGCGCCGCCAGAACGUGCUGUACCAGGAGCGCGGCUUCGACACCCGCAAGUGGGAGGUCCUCGUGCACGACGUCAACGCGCUGCGCCGGGAGAUCCGGACCAUUGCGGAGGAGUACGACGUCGACUGGGACGAGACGAAGGACCUGGGCGGCGAGGGCGUGAAGGAGGUGCUGGAGCACGAGGAGGAGAAGUCGGGGAGGGCGGAGGAGCAUGAGAAUAGAGAACGCAAGGAAAAUGCGCGAGAGAAUGCAAGGCGGAAGCCGGAUAAUGGUGACGGUAACGAGUCAUGAUACCCGAGAAAUACACAUAGAACAUAGAUAGCAAGCAGCACUAGGCGUUUCGUUUCAAAUCUUUUUUUCUUCUUUCGUUUCAUGCUAAGCACCGAAGACGAUUCUUUUUCUUUUCUUUAUACCUGAGUAAAAAAUGGAUCCAUCUCCC
Molecule: messenger RNA, 1729 nt
Organism: Hypoxylon fragiforme
Lineage: Eukaryota; Fungi; Ascomycota; Sordariomycetes; Xylariales; Hypoxylaceae
Exons: 3
Coding region: 136-1581 (481 amino acids)
Biological process (GO): calcium import into the mitochondrion; mitochondrial calcium ion homeostasis
Cellular component (GO): uniplex complex; mitochondrial inner membrane
Molecular function (GO): calcium channel activity; uniporter activity
Source: RefSeq, a predicted model, not a curated record